AUGUCCGACCGAGCGAUAAUCAUAGUGGAGGAGGCCCCGUCUCGCGAUGAGUAUGAGCAACCAAGCGGCAACCUGGAAAGGAAUCUCGACCUCGCAAGGAAGAACAUCGAAGAUAUACAAAAUAUCAUUAUUGAAGUUGAGAAGGAGAUAGAUAUUCUCUGGGUCAAGAAGGAAAAUCUAGACAAGAAAAACAAGAAGCUCAAACUUGUCAUCAAGAAAUCAAAAAGAGAAGGAGCAUCACACAAGGCGUUGAAGAGUGGGAGGAGAAGGUUGGAAAGUGGUAAAACCAAGAGUUCCGAUAGCGGAGAGUUGCUAAACAAGCUGGAGGACGAAAGGGAAGAGCUUAUAAUGAACAAGAUGGCUUGGGAAGAUUGGAAAGAAGAUCUUGAGAAGGAGCGUCGUCGGAGAAUGGAGUAUGAGGCCUGGAUGAGGGAGGAAGAGAGGCGGAAUUAUGAGGACUGGAAGAAGAGUAGAUAUCGUCCAGUGAGGUAA
Molecule: messenger RNA, 492 nt
Organism: Fusarium odoratissimum NRRL 54006
Lineage: Eukaryota; Fungi; Ascomycota; Sordariomycetes; Hypocreales; Nectriaceae
Exons: 1
Coding region: 1-492 (163 amino acids)
Source: RefSeq, a predicted model, not a curated record